This is a messenger RNA of Gadus macrocephalus (Pacific cod), 2206 nucleotides long. RefSeq names its product low density lipoprotein receptor adaptor protein 1b (gene ldlrap1b). Bases 175 to 1047 code for a protein of 290 amino acids. Lineage: Eukaryota; Metazoa; Chordata; Actinopteri; Gadiformes; Gadidae. Gene Ontology annotation, cellular component: early endosome. The transcript is spliced from 10 exons. The record is from RefSeq and is a predicted model, not a curated record.
GCCCAGAGGGGCGAGCACGAUAACCCAUCGAUUCAGACAGCCGUCUGUAGGCAGACACACAGAGGAGAGGUCGGGAAAAGUUUCGUACGGACGAGGGCUGUGGAACGAGUCAAGUGCUUCCAGUGAUAAGCACUGACGCUUGUUGGGCUCUUUGCCCUACUUUCGGAUAACGAUAUGGACGCGUUGAAGUCCGCGGGGAGGGCAAUUAUCCGGAGCCCCAGUAUCGCCAAACAGUCCUGGGGUGUGGGCAGACAUAAAAAGCUUCCAGAGAACUGGACGGACACGAGGGAGACCCUUCUGGAGGGCAUGGUGUUCCAGCUCAAGUACCUGGGGGUCACCAUGGUGGAGCAGCCCAAGGGGGAGGAGCUGUCGGCCUCCGCCGUCAAGCGCAUCGUGGCGACGGCAAAAGCGAGUGGGAAGAAACUCCAGAAAGUCACACUCAAAGUCUCCCCGCGGGGAAUCAUCCUAUAUGACAGUGCCUCAACCCAGCUGAUCGAAAACAUAUCCAUAUACAGAAUAUCAUACUGCACAGCAGACAAGAUGCACGACAAAGUGUUCGCCUACAUCGUCCAGAGCCAACAGAACGAGACUCUACAGUGUCAUGCCUACCUCUGCACAAAGAGGAAAGUGGCUCAGGCGGUGACGCUCACAGUGGCCCAGGCUUUCCGGGUGGCGUUUGAGUUCUGGCAGGCUGCCAAGGAAGAGAAGGAAAAGAGGGUGAAGUCUGGCUCGGACGGGGAGGGCGUAGGAAACUCCCAGUCGGAGAGCUUGGCCAGCCUGGCCAGUCUGAAGGGAGGAGAAGUGGCCACAGGGGAACUGCUGGACCUGGCUGACGGAGCCAAAGGGGUGCUGGCCCACUCUGGGAUCAUCCAGGGAGAGCCAGACCCCUUUCUGGCACACAGGCGCGCAAUGGAGAACAACAAUACUGUAUGGGAGCUGGAGGACGGACUGGAUGAGGCGUUCUCAAGCCGCAGUCUGGAUAGUUUUGAUUCCUACUCAGGCUCGCUGAGUCUCGCACUAACCCCCAGGUCCUGGACAUUGGGGUAAAUCCUCAGGACAUCCACACUGAAGAGUGCCUGUCCCUCAGCCAAUGGGACCAAGCAGAACCAGAACCCCCCGAACAAAAGGACACUUGCAGCUUCUGAAUGGAGGCCGGUGCUGCAGAGAAAAAGAAUGGAGGUGGACAGGGAGCGGGGGUUGGGGGUGUAGAUGUUGAAGACUGUGUGAGUGAAACUCUAAGAGACAAACAUGCUGCGCACUAAAGACAUUAGGAAAGGAACAUAGCGGACACUUGCAUUGAUGACCACCUUCUCCCACAGUGCCAAGUCUUCUUAGAGGCGCCAUCUUGUGGCCAUGAGUGGUAAAGCACACAGAGGUAAUGGAAAGGCUAAAUAAGCCACUGGCUCACAGAGCAGACCAAAGCAAUACAAAGAAAAUUCUCCCUUUUUUAUAUAUACUAAAAUAAUACCAAUGCAUUCAAUUGAUGUUUGUUACAGUCAGUGUAAUAUCGUUUUUGUCUUUGUUUACCCACUGUAUGUUGUCAUGUCAUUUAUUUGAAAUGUAUGUAUUUCUGUAUGUGGCAUUCAAGUCUUUGUGUACAUUUAUAUGUGUAAACUGAAUUUUAUCAUUGGAGAUGGACUAUAAGGGUUAGUUAUGCACAUUUUUAUUAAAUAACAAUGGCAAAGUAAGGUGCUACGAAUAUGUUGCAAGGUUUCCAUAAGUUAAUAAUAAAUGGAUAAGAGGGACAAACUAACUGGUCAAGGUGUCCAGUCUUAUUUAAUUCAAAAUGGAGAUAUAUUAAGUUCAGCGUUGUAUGAACUUCAAGGUCAUAGCCUUUGAUCAGGUGGAAAUAAAGGCUUUAACAUGUGUGUGUACCUGUAUGUUGGCUUUUGGCUAAUAUAAAAGACAUAACAAAGAAUAACAGACAAGAUGACAAUCUUUUUUUUUUUUAUAGUGCAAAAUCAAUUUUUGCAUUCCAUGUGUCCCACUAUGAAGCAUAUGUAAUGGAAAGUUACUUUCAGGCUGAACUCCAUGGGUAUUGUACAAUAUACUGUACCAGUAUGUGAAAGUAUUUAAUUGCAAUGAUCUGGUCUAUUCUCUUCUCUGCAGGGUUAUUGGUCCCACAAAUACAUUUUGUUAAUGUUUGCAAAUAACUUCAUUGAGUAAUUAUUUACAUACACCUUAUUAAAAUCCCAAUUCUGUGUAA